AUGUCUCUCGCCCAGCACGUAACCCAGACUGAGGGCUUCGAUUACGAAGGCCCAGCGAAUCCCAACUACGAAGGCCCGAGUCAUCCGAGUGUUUCCCCUGGCUUCGGAACGGGAAACAUUCUUGUUCCUGGGGAUGAAUGCGACCAAAGCGGUGAUCGAUCAGAAUGGCGACGAUUGAGUUUUGCGCCCGUUGAGGUUGCUAAAAAAUUGCCCAACAUCGCGGCUUACAACGUCUCCAACCUCAAGCGCUACAUUCAGGUAGCGACUGGUAUAAUUGCAUGUUGGUUUGCAGCAGGUAUUGUCUUCGGUUUCGCCGCCCUCAAGCCAAUUCUCGUCAAGGAGGGCAUCUAUUCCGAACUCUGCCCCGUGGUGGACUACAGGAUCCCAUGCGCUGAGCAGGACAUGCGCUUGAACCUUUUGUUCAUCUCUGCUUCAAUCUCUGCGAAUGUUUCUUCUCUUUUGGCUGGCACUGUCCUUGAUCGCUUUGGUCGACGAGUUUGUUGGCUGGUCUCGAGUGUUCUGCUCACCCUCGGUUCGUUGAUGAUGGCCAUCUCAUUCUCGCAUCCCGGCUUCCACGGAUACCUCAUUGGUAACAUCCUUCUCGCUUUCGGCGGUACAUUUAUCUUCGUUUCUAGUUACCAACUUUCGAACGCGUUCCCGAAAUAUUCUGGACUCAUUGUCGCGCUCGUCACCGGCGCAUUUGAUGCCUCGGCUGCAGUGUUUUUGUUCUAUCGCAUGGCUUAUGAAGCAUCCGGUGGAUCAUUUUCGCUCGACAAGUUCUUCUACGGCUACAUUUCCGUCCCGGUAGCCAUUUUACUGGCUGAAUUCCUCUGGAUGCCAGCGCACUCGUACCAUACCCUUCCGCAACUUGAGAUCAAGAUCGAGCACGCUCAAGACCGCACUCGCGAUGUUCAGGAAUCGGACGAAGAGAUCGAUGAUACAAAUGAACUCACCCGCAUUCGAAGUGCUAGAGCCGGCCAUAGAAAAGCCAAGCUUGAGAAGAUUGAGGAACUCGCUGGUGAUAGCCAAGAACGAGGCGAACGCGUCAAAGAAGAGGAGGGCCGACAGGAAGCCAGCGGUGUCUGGGGUGUUCUCCACGGGAUGCCAGCCCACAAGCAGAUGAUGACGCCUUGGUUCAUCCUCAUACUUGUCUUGACCAUCCUCCAGAUGAUCCGAAUGAACUACUUCAUCGCCGGUGUCAGAUCGCAGUACCGAUACAUGUUGGGCUCCGACAAAGCCGCUGAGCGUAUCAAUGAGUUCUUCGAUGCUGCCCUGCCUAUCGGAGGCGUUGCUGCGACGCCGUUUAUUGGAAUAUUGCUUAAUAACCUGAGUGUGCCUACCACCUUUGCUGUUUUGACGGUGUUCAUCAUCGUGAUUGGCGUCUUGAACUGUAUUCCGAACAUCAUGGCUGGAUACUUCACAGUCGUUGCUUUUGUCUUCUUCCGUCCUCUAUACUAUUCUGCCGUCUCUGACUACGCUACCAAAGUCUUUGGCUUCGCUACUUUCGGUCGCAUUUAUGGUACCAUCACUUGCGUCUCUGGAAUCACGCAGCUCAUUCAGUCCGGACUCGAUGCCCUCACGCAUGGCCCACUCCACAAUGACCCAACACCUGUCAACGCGACUUUGGGUGCCGUUGGAGCUCUUGUGGGUCUUAUUCUGACCAUCUUCAUCACCGUCAAGGGUAGAGUCUUUGUCGAAAAGAAGGUUGAGAUGGAGGCCGAUGGUGAGAGAGAACGGCUCUUGUCAGAUGCUCAGAAUGGGUAUGGAACAAGUCACUGA
Fusarium fujikuroi IMI 58289 is the source of this 1779-nucleotide messenger RNA. RefSeq names its product related to photosystem II protein D2. The transcript has 3 exons. Gene Ontology annotation, cellular component: fungal-type vacuole membrane. Lineage: Eukaryota; Fungi; Ascomycota; Sordariomycetes; Hypocreales; Nectriaceae. The record is from RefSeq and is a predicted model, not a curated record. Bases 1 to 1779 code for a protein of 592 amino acids. Gene Ontology annotation, molecular function: transmembrane transporter activity. Gene Ontology annotation, biological process: transmembrane transport.